Messenger RNA from Penicillium antarcticum, 1911 nucleotides. Its product is annotated as putative C6 finger domain protein. The coding region runs from base 1 to 1911 and encodes 636 amino acids. The record is from RefSeq and is a predicted model, not a curated record. Gene Ontology annotation, biological process: regulation of DNA-templated transcription. Gene Ontology annotation, molecular function: zinc ion binding; DNA-binding transcription factor activity, RNA polymerase II-specific. The transcript is spliced from 2 exons. NCBI's taxonomy places the organism in Eukaryota, Fungi, Ascomycota, Eurotiomycetes, Eurotiales, Aspergillaceae.
AUGCAAGCGGUCCAUGAAGGGCACUCUGGCCUUGAGCAGCCGGGUCUGGCAGAGACUGCCGUAAGAGACCCGUCGCUCAAGGGCCCAGCACCCAAGAACAUCGCCUUCGAGUUGCUUUUGGAUGAAAACUCCAAGGUUCGAGCUCGUAUUCCCAUGCGCGUUCAAAUUUAUCCUCAUGAUACGACGGAUUCGAUUGUGACGACGGUCAAAAAUUUCUAUGGCAUCUACGAUGGUACUGCCAGUGGGGUUAGCUUCGAGGAUGAACAUGGAAUCACCCUCAUCGCAAGGUACGAGAACCUCAAAAACAACAGGACUGUAUAUGUGCGAGUCAUUCCCAUCCAACCUUUCGGGGAGAAUUUCUACAAUGGCUUCCCUGUCGAGCCUCGCAAGCGGCCUAGUCUGGCGGAGCCUUUCCAGAUGGCCGAUGGCAUGGCGCCAGUGCUGGACCAGCCAUCGCGCCCUGCAUCACGCAUGGCUAGGAAGCGCAGCACUUCCCCUUCCAAUAGGAGUAUGCGCAGCGCUUCUCAGCACAAGCCAGGCUCUCGUGCGGGUAACAAAAGCCGUGGCUCGAGUAUCCAUGGUGGCUUCAAUGAUGAUGACUACAGUGAUACAGAGAGCGCUUAUGCUCGCAGGGCUCGCAAUGAACUCUUCGCUAGCUCUGAUAUCAGCAUGGAAAACAUACUACAAGAUGGUCGUCGGAAACGACCCAAGUUCGACAGCUCUGAACUUCCCUUAUUUGUUCCUCCUCAAGUGCCCCUCACUACCUCUACCUCCUCCGUCUCUCCUCAACGUCGAUCGAUUGGUCAGGAAGGCGCUGGGUCGCCUUUUGCCCGCCCUCCUCAACGCCCAUAUAGUUAUCAACAAGCGCUUCCAUCGCCGCAAAGCUAUGGUCACAGCGAAUAUGGUGUUCAAUCGGGCCGCAAUACGAUGUAUGCGACACCCGUUGUCCCCGACAAUAAUCGCAUGCGCGACGCCUCCGGAGGCUACUCGGCUAGCCGAGUGAGUGGCCCGGGGGUAUUGCCCACGCCUGAUCCCACUAUUGCAAGCUGCAUCUCUGAUGAAGAUGUCGCGAUGCAAUUGAUACGUCUGGGCGAUGCGUCCAAUUUCUCUCACGGUCGCACGUCGGCCUCAACAUUGGACGACGCCUUUAGCGGUGCUGCUGAUGCCGCCUCAUCUACUGGCGCUACCAGUGAUGGUGAAGACUUUAGUGAGGAUGAGGAUGACUUGCCAGCUCGUCGCCAGAGGCUAGACUCCAGUCCAAUGCUUCCACCUGGCACCAUCAAGCGCCACCACAAGGGACUGGAUGACAUCCUCCCUAGCGCUGACAGCAGUGACCACAGCUCAGAUGGUGCCGAUGACGGCAUCAAGAGUGAAGGUGAAGAGGACAUCCUGUACAAGGAGUUCGCUCCCAAGGCAAAGAAGCCCAAGAGCCGUCCUAUGUCAUUUAAGGUUCGCAGCCAGAAGCAGCCAUCUGUGAAGCAGGUCAAGAGCAAGAUCGCUGCGCCGGCUCCCCGUAAGCCGUCUGACAAGUCGGCCCCUCCUGUGCCGCCUCUCAGUCCAGCUUCUUCCCGUAAGGUCUCGGGAGGCUCGGUCAACUUCCAGCAUCAACUCGGUGCGGAUGAGGAAGACCUGUCGACCAAGCCUCGCUGCCAACGAUGCCGCAAGAGCAAGAAAGGCUGUGACCGCCAACGUCCCUGCGGACGCUGCAAGGACGCCGGAAUUGGUAUUGAAGGCUGUGUUAGUGAAGACGAAGGAAACGGCCGCAAAGGCCGUUACGGCCGUCACAUGGGCGUUCCCGUGAAGAAGAACGGAGAAGAAAUGCUAGAAGACGAAGACGAGUUUCCAGCAAUGCCAGCGACGCCUCCUAUUUCUGCGUCUAUGGCAGACAAGAAUAAGAAGCGGAAGCGCUAG